GUCAUAAAUCACCAAGUGGGGGGUCUGGUCAUAAAUCACCAGGUGAGGUCAGCCAAUCAGAACAGUAGUUGUUAUCUCAGCUGAUAAGGCUUUUAUGGACUUGAGACUUAUGUGCAUGCAAUAAUUUAGUUUAAUUAGUAGAGUUUGUGUUACCUGCAGCAGUGCAAGUGGAGCUGGAUCUAAAUUAAAACUGAAACAUGCAGACGCCAGUCAAAUCACCAGUUGGUGAAAUAAGACAGACAUUUUGGACAAGAUCACCAAGUCCAUCUAGACCAACAGUAACUUCUCAAAAUCAAACUGCAACACCACAGAAGUCCUUUUGGACUAGGUCUCCAAGCCCUACUAGGCCAGGAGUAGUAGAGCAUUCCACACCAGGACUUCCAAAGACACCAAAAAAGUCUUUUUGGAAUAGAGCACCAAGUCCCACAAAUACACCAAAAAGAAGACCCAAAGAGGAGUUAGAUUUGCCAGUUAAAAAGGCACAAAGAACUGUUGACAGUUUUACCAUUUUUAAAGACAGUGUAAAAAAAGUAGAAAUUUGUACAAGAUCAGACAAUGAGGAUGCCAUAGCAGCAAAAUGUAUUGCUAAAUAUGGACUUGAGUUAUAUCUUUGUGCUUCAAAUGCAGUUAAGCAUGUACCAAUAAUGUUCAAAGAUAGGAUGAAAUACAUUUCAAAUAUAAUAAGAGAGGUGAAUGGGCAGAUGAAAGACAGUGAAAUUAUUGACUUAAUUAAUGCUGUCAACUGCAUUAAAUCAGACAUGAGUGUCGGGGGAGAAAAUUUCAAGAAUGUCCUGUGGAGGACCUCGUUCAAACACAAAGAGCCUUACUUGAACUUUCUUGUGCCACAAGUGUCCCAGUGUUUAGUGAAUGAGUGUGGUGGAAACCUCUAUCCUGCAUACAUUUCAAAUGUGACCCUGUAUAAGUUGACCGGUCCUGAGCCUGGAUUAAAGUGUAUAUUGCGUUGCAGGUCAUGUUCAUCACGUUACAAUAUUGAUUUCUAUACUAUUCCCAACAUUGGAAGGAAGUUGUACACAGGAGACAAGAGAUGUCAUCUGAAGAGUUCUUCCUCAUGGUCAUACUUUUGUCAAGAUACAUUUGAGUUUAUGUGUGAAUCUGGAAACCAUGCAUUUGUGUCACAUAAGGCAUUCGCAGACAUUUACAACAGUGUUUUCAAUGAAGAAAGAGACCAUGAAUUUUACAAGUGGCAGAACUUGUAUUCUAAAGGGCCUGGUCGCAAUGAUGUGGCUACUGAAUCAGAUGACCAAGACUUCCUGUAUAGCUGUAUGUCUGGGAAGAUGGCCAUUAAUGCCUUCAUCACAGGAGAACUGGAAAAUGAAUUGGUUGAGAGAAAUCUAACUGAAAAAGUUACACUAACAAAGACUCAUACAAAAGAAAUGGUUUUAAAAGAGAUAGAUGAUCUGCGUGUGAAGGAGUUGUACCAGCAUGAAUGUUCAAAUUUGUGUGAAAGUAAAGGUUGCAAAAACUUGCGAGUUAUUGAUGCCUGCUGGAAAUUGAACAUGUUCCAUUGUAUGAUGGCAGUCCCACAAAAAGCUGAUGGCUAUCCACUGUUGUCUCUUCCUAAUGUAUGUAUCAGAGAACCCAUGCCAGGAUCAGUAUUUUGCAGAGAUCACCAUGAACUUCUAACCAGACAUAAUAUUCCAGUGAAGAAAGACAACUUUCUUAAACAUGUUGGCUGUACAGCUACAGAUACCAACAAGGCAGUUGAGGAAAAGGUAUUGCACUUUGCAAAUGACCUUUUAUCAAAAGAUCCCACAGCUGAUGUAGGCUUAGCGGCUGUAGAGUAUCAAGUGAGACGUCUACAGCUAUGGCCAGUUCUUGAUGACACAAAGUCAGUAGAUUAUUUUUCAAUGACAACAAAUGACAAAGUUCUUAAUUUACAGUUCUAA
Messenger RNA from Mercenaria mercenaria, 1907 nucleotides. RefSeq lists its product as uncharacterized. The record is from RefSeq and is a predicted model, not a curated record. Bases 198 to 1907 code for a protein of 569 amino acids. The transcript is spliced from 8 exons. Lineage: Eukaryota; Metazoa; Mollusca; Bivalvia; Venerida; Veneridae.